CAAAGCGCAUCGUGUAACGGCACCCUCGUCCGGCAAAACGAACGCUAGCAGGUGUGGAAAACCUGUCGACCACUCUCGUAAAGUGUGUGUCUGUUAGUGAUGAUGCGUGUGCGCGUGAGCGAGUCAUCGGUAUCGUGUGUUUCGGUGUUUUUUUUCUCGACUCUCUCCUCUGUUCCAUAUAUCACCUAUAUGCCCGAACGUGCGCAGAUCAAACAUUUUUUGUGGCUUUUAAAACCUAACCCAACAUAUAUGCGUCCACUCUGUCAUCGUGAUCGUACUUCGUUUUGUUGUAUGCUGCUGCUGUGGUAGAUGUUUCAUUUUUUCUGCUGUUGCCUUGCUCUUUAGAGCCAAAGCCAUUCUCGCACUUCGCCGACAGGUUGCGCACCGUGUCGUGCUCAGUGCGGUUCGGUGCGUUCUGUUCGCUCGUGUUAAAUUCUUUUUAACCGCCUUCUACCGUCCGGUGGAAGAUUAUUAUUAAUAAAAACACAGGAAAGACGAAAAACAAAAAUCUCUCUUUCGAGACACCAAAACUUGUGUGACGUGAUGUCUCGGAAUGCUCUUUACUGCAUUCGUGUCUAGUGAGAUGAUCGUUUCCGGUUCAAUGUUCGUUUAGUUGUUUCGUACAAGAAUGCUUGCCUAUUCACGUUUAACAGUGUGACACGUUUACGAUUUAGCUGGGCAAGCGUUUUGCAAGCAAAUUCACGAUCGCUCCGUGAAAUAUUCCAAAAAACGGUAACAGAUAACUGCCGACAAAGCAAUCCAGCCAACAAUCAAUAUCGCAGAUUGGUUGAGCAUUGCGAACGAAUUCAAUCCUGCCCAACGAUCACCAUUAUUGUGUUCGCGUGAAGUGUUUUGCAGAAUUCGCGUCACACGUGUGAAGUUCCACUUGCGCGAUGUCGCGUUAUUCAAGAGACGACCCACGUUCCAUUUUCUUCAGCGGCAGCUCAACACCACUUCGAAGUUACGCUGGGUCGGAUCUGUUCAAGCGCACCUCGACCACACCGGUGACUCCGACUCAAUCAACCAGUCCCACUCCUUCCACCUCCUCAACCAGUCCGACCGUUUCGGCUUCUGCUACAGAUCCUGCCAAACCUGAACCCGUCGUCCGUAUCAUCCCGAUCCUUUAUCCGGCUCAGCCAGCCCGCCUUAUCGGUGGAACUAGCAGCUACGGUAACACCAACCGACCCAAUCCCACCGAUGGGUCGGACGUGGAGAACGGACCAGUGAAGGGUAGCGACGUUACCGCCACCCCACCAUCAACCCCAACACCACCAACGACCGCCGCGGCUCCCGUUACUACCGGCAUUCUUAAAACACCGCUCGGUACACCGCCCACCGGUGGUUCCGGGACACCAUCGCGCGUGUCCUUCUCGGCUCGACCGGUCGCCACUAAACCGACGAUGGCUGGUCCGAGCGGUACUAACCCGUCCAACGUCACACCCAGCGGUACCAGCAACGGCGUACACGGCCGAACAACGCUUCCACUGGCGAAGGCAUCGCGAUCGGCCGAACCACCACUACCGCCAUCUAUCGGUGGUGGAGAAACGACACCGAAUGUGCCGCACCAUACGGAACCCAUGUCUGGUACCGGUGCCGGGUCCGCCUGUCGGAUGCAGCUUGCCCUGUACGGUUGGCGCAAGAAGUGUCUGUAUGCGCUCAUCUUCAUCCUGAUGGUCAUGAUCAUCGUGAACCUUGCGCUCACCCUAUGGAUCAUGAAGGUGAUGGAGUUCUCUUCGAACGGUAUGGGACAGCUGAAAAUAGUGCCGGGUGGUAUUCAACUUACCGGACAGGCGCUCGUACUUAACACCUUACGCGCAUCGUCCAUCCGUUCGAAACACGGCCAACCCAUAUCCGUCGAGUCGUCACGCAAUCUGAGUGUAAACACAAGGAACGCGUACGGUGCGGUGGAGAACCAGCUAUUUCUUGGCCAUGAUCGGCUGGAAGUGCUCGCGAACCAUUUCCGCAUUACGGACACGCACGGUACGAACCUGUUCGCGGUCGAUCGGGAUGAGGUGAUCGUCGGUGCCGGUUCGUUGCGUGUGGAAGGUGAAGGUGGUGUUGCGUUUCGUGAUUCCAUCCAGACACCACUCGUUCGCGCGGACGCCGGUAAGGAUUUGAAGCUAGAGUCACCGACACGAUCGCUUGAAGCACGGGCGACUCAGGAGAUAUUUAUCCAGUCUCGGGCCGGAGGUAUCGAGACGACCUGUCUCAACGAUUUGAAACUACACUCGGUCGCUGGUAGUAUCCGGCUUGACUCCAGCGCCAUUUAUAUGCCAAACCUGAAAACCGUGCAAACGGUAGGUAGUAGCGGUGGUAGUAGUCUAUUAUCAGCAGCAACCCGAUCGGACACGGCGGGAAAGAUCUAUCAGCUGUGUGCCUGCUCUAGCGGUAAGCUGUUCCUGGCAGCGCCCAACAGCGUCUGCACUGCCGAUGAUAGUGCCAUCUGCAGGUAAUACGAGUCGCCGCAUGUUAGAAACCUUCGCGGCCAGUUCCUUCCCGUGCCGUUAACGUUCGGUGUGAAGGCGUGGUAAAUUGCCGUAGCUACAGCUGUCGGUGUAGUAGUUAGUAGUGUUAGCAGCAGCAGCAGCAGCAGCAGAACGAAAAAGGGAAACUGAAAGGACGUAGACGCAGACGUAACAUACAGACGUACACGCAGUAUCCAACAUUUCACCUUUCCCGUCCCCGAGUUGCCUUAACACACGAAAGAUGCCACACUAAAACAAUUGUUAAUCGUUCCCCGAUAUGUAUAGCAGACGGGCACAUUUGGCGUCCUGCAUGAGCUUACAAUGGCGCUCGUUGGAGGGGAUGUUCUGUUGAUGGCUGUACCCGUUCUGGCUUCAAUAUUUUGAAGGACCGCUGGUAGCUGUCACUAAACCGUUUGCUCACAAUAACCUUAACUUCCCUUUGCUGCUGUUACAAAUCGCUUCCCUCUGCUCACGCUCACCCCGUCCUCCUUUGUUCCCAGUCCUGUUGCUCUUCCACGUGAAGUGGAAGGGAGACAACAACACAACUCAAAAUUUAAAGAAAUAAAAGUGUUAUACUCUAGCAACCAAUUAUGCAUACACUUAGAGGAACGACUAUAUAUAUACACACACAUACCUUAGCAAUGACAGAUAAGCGUUACAAUAGAGCUAGGAAAGCCCCGGUACGAUGGGCAGAACGAUAUCAAUCAUACUGUAUUAGAGUGUUUCAAAUUUUCGGUGCAAACGAGACAAAAAGCAAAACAAUAUGGAAUGGGUGCGUUCAUGAGAUUGUUUGGAGUAAUAAGAAAAAAGAAUACAGUACUGCAGCAAGCGAAGAAACAAAAAAAAUAACAACUCCCCGCGCGUGUUAGAUAAAAGCAAAUUUAAACUAUUAUACAUAACAAUAAUAACCGAAAAAUCCAUCUGCGUUAGAGGAGAACGCUGUAAUCGCCAUUAUCUUUGCUGCUCGUACAAUAUAAGAUACAUAUCAAUAACGUAGCGUGUGCGUAACAACAGCAAAACAUCACACGAAGGUACACUACACUGUGACGUUAACUUACUUACAUUCGCAAACACACGCGCACACACUAAGUAACACAUACACAUGUUGCCGAAAUGGGAUUCGAUUCCAGUCAAUCGACACCGAUGUUGUGAAUACCAAAAAGCAAGCGUGAGAAAGAAACACACACACACAUGGACAAAACAAAAACUGAACAAAAACAAAGUGAAAUAAAGAAUAACAAGCAAAAAACGAAAUGAAAUAAAAAGCUGCAACAGUGAAAAAACAAAAACAAAGUACUAAUUCGCUUA
Molecule: messenger RNA, 3773 nt
Organism: Anopheles funestus (African malaria mosquito)
Lineage: Eukaryota; Metazoa; Arthropoda; Insecta; Diptera; Culicidae
Product: delta-sarcoglycan
Exons: 6
Coding region: 894-2453 (519 amino acids)
Biological process (GO): heart contraction; cardiac muscle tissue development
Cellular component (GO): sarcoglycan complex; sarcolemma
Source: RefSeq, a predicted model, not a curated record